This is a messenger RNA of Pneumocystis jirovecii RU7, 1224 nucleotides long. Its product is annotated as histone deacetylase clr6. Lineage: Eukaryota; Fungi; Ascomycota; Pneumocystomycetes; Pneumocystales; Pneumocystaceae. Gene Ontology annotation, molecular function: histone deacetylase activity. The record is from RefSeq and is a predicted model, not a curated record. The transcript has 14 exons. The coding region runs from base 1 to 1224 and encodes 407 amino acids.
AUGGUUACGCACAAAUCUGUCACCUAUUUCUAUGAUCCAGACAUUGGAAACUACCAUUAUGGAGCAAAUCAUCCUAUGAAACCACAUAGAAUGAGAAUGACCCAUUCAUUGGUGCUGAGUUACGGACUUUAUAAGAAGUUAGAUAUGAGGGUCCCUAAGAGAGCUACACGGAAAGAUAUGACUCGGUGCCAUACAGAUGAAUAUGUAGAUUUUUUGUGGAGAGUUACUCCAGAUACAAUGGAGAAGUUUACAUUGCAUCAGUCUCGAUGUAUUUAUUUUUUUAAAAUCAGUAGAUAUGUGCUUAAGUUGAUAGUUAAUGUUGGAGAAGAUUGUCCGGUUUUUGAUGGUUUGUUUGAAUUUUGUUCGAUUUCAGCGGGUGGUUCUAUCUGUGCAGCACAAAAAAUUAAUACAGGCGAUUCAGAGAUUGCAAUUAACUGGUCAGGAGGUCUUCACCAUGCAAAGAAGAGGGAGGCAUCUGGAUUUUGCUAUAUUAAUGAUAUUGUUCUUGCAAUUUUAGAGCUUUUAAAGUAUAACCAGCGUGUUCUUUAUAUUGAUAUCGAUAUCCAUCAUGGGGAUGGCGUAGAGGAAGCGUUUUAUACGACAGACCGAGUAAUGACAUGUUCGUUUCAUAAAUAUGGGGAAUAUUUUCCUGGAACAGGAAGCAUUGAAGAUAUCGGGAUAGGAAAGGGUAAAAAUUAUUCAGUUAAUAUCCCUCUUAAGGAUGGCAUUGAUGAUGCGUCCUAUGAAAGUAUUUUCAAACCAAUUAUACAGAAGAUUAUGGAAUGGUAUCGUCCAAAUGUUGUUGUAUUGCAAUGUGGUGCAGAUUCUCUUGCAGGUGAUCGACUUGGAUGUUUUAAUCUUUCAAUGAAAGGCCAUGCAGAAUGUGUUAAAUUUGUUAAAAGUUUUAAUCUUCCUACUAUUGCAGUAGGUGGGGGCGGAUAUACUAUUAGAAAUGUUGCUCGUGUUUGGACUUAUGAAACAGCAGUGCUUAUCAAUGAAACAUUGGAUGAAAAUAUUCCAUUUAAUUCUUAUUUAGAUUAUUAUGGCCCUGAAUUCAAAUUAAAUGUGCCUUCAAAUAAUAUGGAAAAUCAAAACUCAAGAGCUUAUCUGGAAAACAUAACUUCGAAAGUUAUUGAUAAUCUUAGAAAUAUAUCUCAUGCUCCUUCAGUACAAAUACAGCAUAUACCACCGGAUUUUUUAUUUGAAGACGAAAUUAAUAUUUAA